Dictyostelium discoideum AX4 is the source of this 3585-nucleotide messenger RNA. RefSeq names its product regulator of chromosome condensation domain-containing protein. Bases 1 to 3585 code for a protein of 1194 amino acids. The transcript has a single exon. Gene Ontology annotation, cellular component: cytoplasmic vesicle. NCBI's taxonomy places the organism in Eukaryota, Evosea, Eumycetozoa, Dictyosteliales, Dictyosteliaceae. The record is from RefSeq and is a predicted model, not a curated record.
AUGGAUGACGAAGAUUAUAGAAAUUCUAAACAAAUAUUUUAUUGGGGUAGAGGUGUUAAUCAAGGUGAUAAACAUAUCAUUGAACCAAUUGAAGUACCAGAAUUAAAUAAAAAGAAUAUUGUACAAUUAUCAUGUGGAUCAACACAUACAUUAGUAUUAUCAGAUUCUGGUGAUCUAUAUAGUUGGGGAUCAUCCAAUUCUAGUGGUCAAUUAGGUCAUGGUGAUUCAAAAAAUCAAUAUGGUAAACCUAAAAACAUUAAAAAAUUCUCAUUAAUUAAAGCUUUAUCUGGUGAUUCAGUUAUACAAGUUUCAACUGGUUUAGAUUUUACAUUUGUUUUAACUGACCAAGGUUCAAUUUAUAAUUGGGGUUCAAAUAUUGAAGGUCAAUUAGCUUUAGGUCAACCUGUAAAUAAAAAUGAAAAAGAAAAUAAUAUUAAUAAUAAUACAACAAAUAAUAAUAAUAGCAACAGUAAUAAAGAAGGAGGCGGAGGUGGUGGAGGUGGAGUUAAAGGUGGUAAAAAUAUAUUAUCACCAAUACCGCAACCUUUAGAUCAAUUCUCUUCAGCAUCUUCAACAUCUUUAUUAAUUGAUUCAUUAACAUCAACUUAUUCAACUAGAUCAUAUAUAACAUUAUCAAAUGAACAACAACAACAAAAAAUACAGCAACAACAACAAAAAUGGAUAAAUGGUAGAAAAAGUGUAAAUAGUUCAACAAUAACAUCAUCAAGUCCAUUUAGUAGUGUUAGCAAUUUUAUAAAAGAAAUGGUUGGUAGUAAUAAUAAUAAUAAUAAUAAUGAAAAUGACGAAAAUAAUAAUAAUAAUAAUAAUAAUAACAAUAAUAAUAAUAAAAGAGGAGCAACAUUAGGAUCAUUAUCAUCAUCAACAACAACAUCAAAUAAUUCAACACCAAACACAACAGCAAAUAAUAGUCCAAAUUUAUUAUCAUCAUCAUCAUCAUCAUCAUCAGCAGCAACAAAUAAUGAAUUAAAAUUUAAACAAACUACACCAACUAAAGUAUUAUCAUUUGGUGGUAGUAAUGAUAAUAAUUUUUUAGGUGGUGUAAUUAAUAAUGAAUUACAAAUGAUGACAGAUCAAAUGAAUUCAAUAAAGAUAAUUCAAAUAUCAUGUGGAUCAAAUCAUAUAUUAGCAUUGAGUGAUCAAUAUCAUGUUUACAGUUGGGGUAGUGCUGAACAUGGUAAACUCGGACAUGGUGAAGAUUAUUCAUUCGUUUCACAAAAUCCACGUUGGAUUAAUUCACCUAAAAAGAUUAAAUCUCUACAAGAGAAAGGUGUGACAGUAAUUAGUGUUUCAAGUGGUUAUAGUCAUUGUAUGGCAUUGACAUUGGAUUCAGGUAUUUUAACAUGGGGUAAAGGCUCCGAUGGUCAAUUAGGUACAGGUUUCAGACAUGAUAUUUGGUCACCAUUUGAAAUUAAACGUGUUAUUGAUAAAAAUGAAAAGAUUGUUCAAAUUUGUUGUGGUUAUUUUAAUUCUUUCUUUAUUACAUUAGAAAAAAGAGAACUUUAUCAAUUUGGUUGGUCAAUACCAUUAGGUAAAUCUGAUGAUAUUUUAAUACCAACAAAAUUUAUUUGGUUAAAUCCUUUAAAAAAUAAAAAUAAUAAUAAUGAAAAUGAAGAUAAAAAAGAUGAUGAUGAUGAUAAUGAUGAUGAGGAUGAAAAUAAUGAUAAUAGUAAUAGAAUUAAACAAAUUUCAAGUGGUUAUUCACAUACAUUAAUUUUAAAUGAAAAUGGUGAAUGUUUAUCAAUUGGACAAGGUGAAUUUGGUCAACUGGGUAUUCCACUAGACCAUUCAUCAAUUGAUAAAGAUUCAUUUGUAAAUUAUCCAACAGUGAUACCAGCAUUAUUACCAUACUUUGUUGAAUCGGUGCAAUGUGGUAGAUGGCAUUCGGUUGCAAUAGUUUCAAAUAGAAAUUUAAGAGAUCAUUUAACAAAUAGUAAGAAAUUAAAAGAAAAACAAAAACAAAAACAACAAACAAAUUUAGAGAUUUUAGAAGAAUUUGAAUCAAAUAUUGAAGAGAUUGAACGUAUGAUUACUGAUGGUAUUGAUGGUAGUAAAAUUAAUAAAAAUAAUAUUUCUUCUUCUUUAAAAAGAAAUAGUAAAUCCAUAAUUAAUAAUAGUAAUAGUAAUAAUAAUAAUAAUAAUAGAGGUAGUUUAGAUGUAUUUGAUGGUUUAUCAGUAUCAUUUCAAUCAUUUAUUGAUUUUGUAAAUGAUAAAAAGAAUGAAGAACCAUCACCUGAUGCAAUUAUAACUACAAAUGAUGAAUUUGAAAAAUCAUUCUUUUUAUUACAAAAAGAUUAUAUUAGUAGUAAAUCAAAUGAUUUAAAUUGUAGUUUAAGUAGUUUAGAAGAAGGUGGUGGUUCUGGUGGAGGUUCCGGUGGUGGUAGUCGUAAUGAAGAGAAUGAUAGUCAUGAAGGUAAUAAUAAUAAUAAUGGUGCAGGUGGUGGUUUUGAAACUAUUAAAAUUUCAAAACCAUUUUAUAGAGAUUUAAAUGAUUUUCUAUUCAAGAGUAAAUCAACGUCACAAUCAUUAUCAACAACUACAAGUUUACCAUCGAAUAAUCCAAUUUUAAAUCAAAUCGAAUUAUCAAGUGAUGGUAGUGAAGAAUCAACAGAGGAAUUAUUGAUUCAAGUACUUUUAACUAAAUUUUUACCAGAUUUUGAUAAAAUGAAAACUAAUAAAAAAGAAUGGAGAGAUCUAUGGAGAAGAGGUUUUCCACCAACGAUUCGUGGUAUCAUUUGGAAACGUGCAAUUGGUAAUAAAUUGGAAAUCAAUGGUACGUUGUAUCAUGGUUUAUUGGACCAGUUAUCGGAUUUACAAGAUCGUUACAAUAGGGAUUUGGUAUUGUUGGGUGAGGGAUUCGAAGCUAAUUUACCCCCAAAUCUUCCAAAAGAGUAUUCAACAUUUAUUAAAACAUUCAAUAUGAUAAAGGUUGAUUUACCAAGAACUUUCCCACAACUUCGUUUAUUCAAUCCUGCCGGCGCUUUACAUGAACAACUACGUACAACUCUAUUGCUAUUCGCACUCUAUACACCGCAAAUUGGCUAUGUUCAAGGUAUGUCCUAUUUGGCGGCUGUUUUCUGUUUAUUCAUGGACCCAUUCGAAUCAUUCGUUUACUUUACCAACCUAUUGAAUAAUCAUUUCUUUAAUAGUCUAUUCAAAAUGGAUAUUAGAGGUAUAGUUAAUCAUGUAAAGAUUUUCGACCUUUUAUUCAAGAAUCAUGUUCCAAAACUUUAUGAUAAAUUUCAACAAUUAGAAUUAUCAACUGAACAUUUCCUAUUGGAAUGGAUGAUGACCUUAUUCACAAAACAAUUACCUCUAAAUAUUGUUUUUAGAAUUUGGGAUUCUUAUUUCAUGGAAGGUGAAGCUUUCAUUUAUUCAACAGCGAUUGGUAUCUUAAAACUUUGUAGAAACUUUAUUAUAGCUUCAAAUUUUGAAGACUCUUUAGCAAUCAUAAAAUCAACUCCUCAUAAUUUAAAAGAAGAAGAUUUAUUUGAUUCAAUUUCCGCCGUUCAUAUUCCAAAAUUUAUUAAAAAAAUUAUACUAUUAAUUAAUAAAGAUUUUAUUUAA